CCCAUCCGCUUCCCUUAAAUACCGCUCGGACCUUUCGAUUCAGAUCGUACUGCAUUCGCCGGAAAAGCGAUCGCCAUUUUUGUUCGAAAAUCAAAUCUCUCCGAAUUUCUUUCCUCGGUCGCUUUCGAAAAAUCUUCCAAUCCAAACAUGCCUCGAGGAACUCUUGAAGUUCUCCUUGUGAAUGCCAAAGGUCUCGAGAACACCGAUUUUCUCGGUAACAUGGAUCCUUAUGUCAUCCUCUUUUGCCGUACUCAGGAGCAGAAAAGCAGCGUUGCAUCAGGGCAAGGGUCUCAGCCAGAAUGGAAUGAGAAUUUUGUAUUCACCAUAACUGGUGAGGUCUCCGAACUCAGGAUAAAGAUCAUGGACAGCGAUAGUGCUACUCAAGAUGAUUUUGUGGGAGAAGUAACCAUUCCUCUAGAUCCACUAUUCAUGGAAGGCAGCCUCCCACCAACAUCAUACAAUGUGGUUAAGGAUGAAGAAUACUGUGGAGAGAUUAGAGUUGGCCUCACAUUCACACCAGAUGUAAGAUUUUGUUUUUUAUAUAUUUUUUAUUCCAUAUUAUUUACUGUUUUGAAAGUCAAAUUAGAAGCAAAAAAUGUUCCUCUUAAACAACUUGAGAGGUGGCAAUUGUUGUUGCUCAUUUAACUAGCCAUAGUUACAAAAUCUGCGAUAGUUGCAGUCAUGAUGCCAUUACAUGCUAUUAUUAACCUAGCUUCUUGUUGGGUGUUCAUAGAGAAUGUGUGAUCAUGGUUUCCAAGCAGAGGAGGAAAGCUAUGGCGGGUGGAAAGACUCAGGAGCAGCAUAUUGAGAGUAACAACCAAGUUCUAUGGAAAUGAAUGAAAUGCAUAGUAUAUUUGGCUCAAAAUUAUCCAGUUUUUCACCUUAAUAAUAUGCGAUGAAGUAAUUUAAGUUUGAUGUAUUGCUUGCUUAAACAUGUUCAUUUGGCUUGGUGUACAAGUGUGAUAAGUUACUUGCAGUGUGUUUUGCAUCUUGUGAAUUUGUAUACACCUUGAAAAAAUUAUAUGGAAUGGUUGUUCUUAAUAA
This is a messenger RNA of Malania oleifera, 1044 nucleotides long. RefSeq names its product elicitor-responsive protein 3. Lineage: Eukaryota; Viridiplantae; Streptophyta; Magnoliopsida; Santalales; Ximeniaceae. The record is from RefSeq and is a predicted model, not a curated record. The transcript has 4 exons. Bases 148 to 645 code for a protein of 165 amino acids.